UAGAUUUUGAAAUUCAUCAGACAUUGCAGACACGCACCUGUUGAAAUCUGACACAAAUCUCGUCGUCGUCUUUCCUACUAAUUUUUCACUGCAUACAGAGAAAGUAGAGAAGCUUUUCUUUUGUUUUUCGUGUUUUUAUUUUUUUUGGGGGGGUUAUGGUUUGGCCUCUGUAUUUGAACGGUGAAUCUCUGUUUGGAAACAAGCCCUAGACUCUUCCUGUUCGUCGCCUGUGAGGAGUUUUAGGGUUUUUCUUUUUUCAUUUUUCUUUUUUCUUUUUUUUUACUUGGUGGGAGAAAAGCUUGAGAAUCCUGAAAUUGAGACGGUUUGCUGGAGUUGAAUUACAUGUUGAUUGCGAGCCUAAGUUUUGGACUGAGUGUUUUAGAGAGAGAGUUGGAGAGAGAGAGUGAUACGGAUGGAAGGUGGGGGAAGGAGGAUAUCAGCAAGCCCUAGACCAUGCAGUGGUAGGCGUGUAGUAGCGAAGAAGAGGCCUAGGGUUGGUGGUGUGGAUGGGUUCGUCAACAGCGUUAAGAAGCUCCAGCGAAGAGAAAUCAGUUCGAAACGUGACCGAGCUUUCACCAUGAGCGAUGCACAGGAAAGGUUUCGGAAUAUCCGUCUUCAGGAGGAAUAUGACACCCAUGAUCCAAAAGGUCAUUGUUCCAUGGUACUGCCCUUCCUGCGAAAGAGGUCAAAGAUCAUUGAGAUUGUAGCAGCACGAGACAUAGUGUUUGCUCUAGCACAAUCAGGUGUUUGUGCAGCAUUUAGCCGAGAGACUAACCAGAGGAUAUGCUUUCUGAACGUCAGUCCAGAUGAAGUUAUACGAAGCUUGUUUUAUAAUAAAAACAAUGACUCACUUAUCACAGUUUCAGUUUAUGCUUCAGACAAUUUCAGUUCGUUGAAAUGUAGAAGCACACGAAUUGAAUACAUACGGAGGGGUAAACCAGAUGCCGGCUUUGCUCUUUUUGAAUCUGAGUCAUUGAAAUGGCCUGGUUUUGUCGAGUUUGAUGAUGUAAAUGGGAAGGUACUCACCUAUUCAGCACAGGAUAGUAUAUAUAAGGUGUUUGACCUGAAGAACUACACGAUGUUGUACUCGAUAUCAGAUAAACAUGUUCAAGAGAUUAAAAUCAGUCCUGGGAUCAUGCUGUUGAUUUUUACCAAGGCUAGUGGUCAUGUUCCACUUAAGAUUCUAUCGAUAGAGGAUGGUACUGUUCUUAAAUCAUUCAACCAUCUCCUGCAUCGGAAUAAGAAGGUGGAUUUCAUUGAACAGUUCAAUGAAAAGCUUCUUGUUAAGCAAGAAAAUGAGAACCUUCAGAUUCUUGACGUUCGCAAUUUUGAUCUAACGGAAGUUAGCAGAACUGAAUUUAUGACGCCUUCAGCAUUUAUAUUUUUGUACGAGAACCAGUUGUUCUUGACGUUUAGAAAUCGAACUGUGGCUGUUUGGAACUUCCGAGGGGAGCUUGUUACUUCAUUUGAGGAUCACCUAUUGUGGCAUCCUGACUGCAACACUAAUAACAUAUACAUUACUAGUGAUCAGGAUCUUAUUAUUUCUUACUGCAAGGCUGAUUCCGAUGAUCCAUUGUCCGAAGGAAGUGCAGGGUCCAUUAAUAUCAGCAAUAUUCUGACGGGGAAAUGCCUUGCUAAGAUAAGAGCAAGUAACAGUCUUCCAAUGGAGAAUGAAUGCUGUCGUAGUCGCAAAGGUUGUAGUAUCAGUUGCAAUUCAAAAAAGCGGACUCAUACCUCCAGAAUUAGGAGUACAGUAGCAGAAGCUUUGGAAGAUAUUACAGCUCUCUUUUACGAUGAAGAGCGGAAUGAGAUCUAUACAGGCAAUCGACAUGGUCUAGUUCAUGUAUGGUCUAACUAAUGAUUUCUUCAUGUUGUUACUUGUGUCUAUUAGUUUCAUUAUUGUUCUUUAUAGUUGUCAGAAUUGAUUGCGUUGCUUCCAUGCAAGAACUCCUGGAAAAGUGUAUCACUAGAUUGCCUUGUAUCAAGUGUUAAAAUCCCAUGUUUUACCUUAAUUGGUAUUCCUUCUGUACCUGUAUUCAAGUUGAUAUCAUAUUUUAUAGAGUGGCUCUUAACGAUGGUGGAUUUAGAAAUUGUAUUUGACCUGUGUAUUAAAAGUUGAUCUAGUUUCGUUUUUAACGCAUUAAUAUAUGCUAUCUAAGCUUUAUAAUGCUUUUCCUCGUA
Ziziphus jujuba (common jujube) is the source of this 2181-nucleotide messenger RNA. RefSeq lists its product as uncharacterized. The record is from RefSeq and is a predicted model, not a curated record. Gene Ontology annotation, molecular function: protein binding. Lineage: Eukaryota; Viridiplantae; Streptophyta; Magnoliopsida; Rosales; Rhamnaceae. The transcript is spliced from 8 exons. The coding region runs from base 413 to 1858 and encodes 481 amino acids.